AUUUCACAUUAUCCUCCCCUUCAGCACACCUUGGUUCUUCUUCUACAGUUCUACUUGAAGGUUUUUACUCUCAAAGAUUCUCACUUUUUAAGUCUUUCGUGGAUUUUUAGUGAUACCCAGAUCUUUUGAUCCGCAGUUUUUCAAUCAUGGACGUCAUUUCCCGGCAGCAGCCGCAGUCGACUCUGAACCCGAACGCUCCGAUGUUCGUUCCGUCGGCGUAUCGGACGGUGGAGGACUUCUCCGCCGAGUGGUGGGCCCUGGUCCAGUCCUCCCCUUGGUUCCGCGACUACUGGCUCCAGGAGAACUUCCAGGAUCCCCAGAAUGACCCCUUCUUUUCCGAUAUUCCCGACGACUCCGACUACAUCGACGACCUCUUCGACGAGGAACACUACCCCACCACCACCAACAACAACACACAACCAGAGGUGGAGGAGGAGGAGGAAGAAGAAGAAGAGGAGAAAGACUAUCACAAGGAGCUGGUUUCGUUGGGACUGUUGAAGUGGCCGAGGGGUCGAGCUGUGGCGAAGGCCCCGAGGUUUAUAGAGAAAGCUCCGAAGAUUGUGAAUGUCAAAGUGAGUCCCAGGGCGAUUCAGCAGCCGAGGUAGACCGAGUUCAGUGACUCUUUUGACUCACCCGGUUUUGUAAAUACUAUGCAAUGAUUUAGCUUUCGGAUCUUUGUAGUUCUUGUAAUUUGCAGCCUUGUACUUUUGUGUUUGAGCAAUAAAGAUAACUAAUUUCCGAUCA
Rosa rugosa (rugosa rose) is the source of this 744-nucleotide messenger RNA. RefSeq names its product protein EARLY RESPONSIVE TO DEHYDRATION 15-like. NCBI's taxonomy places the organism in Eukaryota, Viridiplantae, Streptophyta, Magnoliopsida, Rosales, Rosaceae. The record is from RefSeq and is a predicted model, not a curated record. The transcript is spliced from 2 exons. Bases 147 to 605 code for a protein of 152 amino acids.